AAAUAUAUGUUUAUUUUUAUUUUUUUUAUCAGCAAAACAAACAUAUGAUCUAAAGUCCACAGAUGUGUAUGCUGAUAAGGUUUUAAGUUUCUUAUGUGAGAACUUGCGCGAGCAAUUUUUGCAAAAUAGAGCAGUCGAAGCUAUCUUUCAGGCUAUUAGGAAUGGAAACCCAGAGAUUGCGAUUGGAAUUGCAAAAACUCAAAAAGAUAUGGCGUGGACCAGCACUGAUCCUGAAGAUUCAAGAACCAUUUUUGCAUGUGCUAUAGCACAUCGUCAAGAGAAAGUGGCAAAAUUUCUUUGUGGAAAUAUGGUAGAUCAAUUUUAUGGCACUGAUCCAGAUGGAAACAAUAACUUACAUCUAGCAGCAAAGUUGGGUCCUCAUUUUGAACUAGAUCGCGUCUCUGGUGCAGCUUUGCAGUUGCAAAGUGAAUUACGCUGGUUCAAGUCGGUGGAGGCAAUUGUUCCAGGGUUCUACAACGAACAGAAAAAUAAAGAUGGUGAAACUCCUUACCAAGUGUUUGUUAAAGAACACAAGAACUUGUUAAAAGAAGCUGUAGAAUGGAUGAAGAGAACUGCAGAAUCUUCUACAGUCGUAGCUGCUCUUAUUAUCACUAUUAUGUUUGCUGCGGCUUUUACUGUUCCAGGUGGGAACGAUCAAAAUACAGGCUUCCCCAUAUUUUUGAACAAGACGGCGCUGGCACAGUCGUUUACGGUUACACCGUUUAAGGUAUUCAUAGCAUCAGAUGCAAUUUCCCUUUUUACUGCAUCUGGUUCAGUGUUAAUGUUUUUGGGGAUUCUCACUUCAAGUUACGCUUAUGAAGAUUUUCUUAUAUCCUUGCCCACGAAGUUGAUUUUUGGUCUUAUUUCACUCUUCAUCUCUAUUGCAACAUUGACAGUAGCAUUUUGUGCUACUCUUUACGUGAUGCUACGAGAUCAACGGAAGGAAUUCAUUCCAAUAACUGUGCUUGCUGGUAUUCCUAUCAUGUGCUUUGUGUUGUUGCAGUUUCCUCUUCUUGUUGAGAUUACUGCUUUAACUCUUAGGCCAUACAUCUUUGAUAGAAAAACCGCAACAACACAGUUGGUCGAAUUGCUUGGCGAUAAUAUUCCCAUCCUUUCAUUUGUGGUAGACGUAGUGAUCGUUAUGAAGGACCGACUGAUCAGCUAUCUUAAGAAGCAGAAACGGAAAGUCAUGGAUAAUUUACGUGAAUUUUUUAAUUUUUGAGCUAUGUGGAGAAAUUAAACGACUCUAGUCUAUAUAUUUUCUGCUUGGAAUAAAUACUUGGUGGAUCG
Rubroshorea leprosula is the source of this 1290-nucleotide messenger RNA. Lineage: Eukaryota; Viridiplantae; Streptophyta; Magnoliopsida; Malvales; Dipterocarpaceae. The record is from the annotation of a GenBank genome assembly.